Saccoglossus kowalevskii is the source of this 828-nucleotide messenger RNA. Its product is annotated as forkhead box protein F1-B-like. The record is from RefSeq and is a predicted model, not a curated record. Lineage: Eukaryota; Metazoa; Hemichordata; Enteropneusta; Harrimaniidae.
AUGACGAUGCACAAUCCAAGAGGUAACGUAAUGUAUGCUGCAGAUGUUUACUCACGCAUACAGCAUAUGUAUGCCAAUCCACCGUAUACCAGUAAUUUCAACUCUCACAGUACAUUGUCAUGCGUAGACCGACCGCCGUAUAGCUUCGUAGCACUUAUCGUCUUGGCUAUAAGGUCAAACGCGGAACAGAGGGCUACAUUGAAAGAUAUCUACCGCUAUAUAGAGACAACUUUUCCGUAUUAUCGGGUGAAGAGCCCUGGCUGGAAGAAUUCAAUCCGUCAAAACCUCUCUGUAAACAAUUGCUUCAUCAAGAGUCCUCGUAGUAUACAUGACCUGACGCACGGUCAUUUCUGGAGACUAGCAGAGGGUUGGAAAGAAAUGUUUUCUGAAAACGACUUCCGCCGCCGUCGUCGAGGAUAUAAGAAAUCCAAUAACCACGAGUUUAUAACAACGAACAACCAAGCGAACGAGGAUUAUAUUACCCGAUAUAAACCUGAAAGCCCGUCGUCGUCGGUGGAGUCAUGCAAGAAACAUACGCCAAAUUACGUUUCCUCGAUUACACGUAGCGAGAGAACACAAGAAAGACAUGUAAACGGAAAACAGUUCAGUGACUUUAGUAUUGCCAAAAUACAAUGCUGUCAGUCGAAACGAAAAGCCGGCCUCUGUGAUGUAUCGGACAAUAAAAUGAUUAAACAUGUUGGACGUAUUGUUCGUAAUGACACAAAAGACACUGGGCGUGACAUUCCUGGCCAAUCUUUCAAUGCAAGUAGUCAAAUUUCUUCAAGUCGAGUCAUUUUGUAUUAUCCACCAGUUUCAAGAAAGCUUUAA